AUGGGAAACUUUUUUGUGUUUCAACUUGCGGCUUCGACAAUCGCAUCGGUCUCCUCAGGAGCGAGUCUUAUGUUUUGGUUGAUUUUAAUUGCAAAUAGAGACCUUUCAAAGAUCAGAUUGUUACACCGAAAUCCAACCCUUCUAUGUCAGGCGAUAAUAGGCGCAAUAGUCUUUAUGGGGACCAUUAUUUCUAUCUUUCUAGCUGCCUUUUAUCCGGUCUGGAAACAAGUUAACGACUGGACAAUGCUGAUUGCUGUGGAAGAUCCUUCAAGGCCAAUUCUCACUUUUGAAACCGGGGUGCUCCUGGCUCUACCGACAAUACACGAGGUUAUACUCCUCACGAUUAUAAUAAUAGUCACUGACGAUUCUAGCUUUUUCAGUGAUGGCAUUUCGCCGAGAUCGCGACAUCUUAUAUACUCAGUGGUUCUUGCUCUCACUGUUGUCGAGAAUAUUUUCAUUUUCAUACAGUAUCUUAGGCUCUGGAUAAUCUGUGCAGCGAACGAGAACAGCCCAAGAGUUCAUUCCCUAGAAAGACAUUUUUUCUAUCUGAAAAUGUUCGUGUGUCCGUCAACAACCGUAAUCUCACGGCAUCGGCGAGCACUUUGGGCGGCAACCACAGCUGCGGGGCUUUUGUCGCUCAUUUCAAUGAUUAUCACAGUCUUGGGGUAUAUGAUACAGCCACUAUGGACGCAAUUUGCAACGGUAAUGCUCUUUGACCACAUGCCAACUGCUGCUAACGGGAGCUUAGCUUCAAAUUGCAGCUUUGAGCUUCAUGAGGAUGCUCUUACCAUACAUCCUCUCCAAAGCUUCAAUGAAUUUGGCAGCAGACGCCACUGA
Messenger RNA from Histoplasma capsulatum G186AR, 837 nucleotides. RefSeq lists its product as uncharacterized. The transcript is spliced from 3 exons. Lineage: Eukaryota; Fungi; Ascomycota; Eurotiomycetes; Onygenales; Ajellomycetaceae. The record is from RefSeq and is a predicted model, not a curated record. The coding region runs from base 1 to 837 and encodes 278 amino acids.